This is a messenger RNA of Bufo bufo (common toad), 3418 nucleotides long. RefSeq names its product leucine zipper like transcription regulator 1 (gene LZTR1). Lineage: Eukaryota; Metazoa; Chordata; Amphibia; Anura; Bufonidae. The record is from RefSeq and is a predicted model, not a curated record. Gene Ontology annotation, cellular component: Golgi apparatus. Gene Ontology annotation, molecular function: protein binding. The transcript has 19 exons. Bases 146 to 2482 code for a protein of 778 amino acids.
UCUUCCUGGUGAAGUGCAGUGACAGUCAGAUGGCUGCUGUGCCCGGCAGUCGGGUGCUCUGCUGUGCCAUGGCUGAGCUGUGAGGGCAGAGCCUACCCUGUACAUUCCAUCAUAUACGGUGCCAGUGCUUGUAGCCUGCGCCCCAAUGGCGUGCAAGUCUAAGGUGGCCCCCAGUGUAGACUUCGACCACAGCUGCUCUGACAGUGUUGAGUACUUGACUCUGAAUUUCGGGCCCUUUGAGAGUGUUCACCGCUGGAGGAGGCUGCUGCCCUGUGACGAGUUUGUGGGGGCCAGACGAAGCAAACACACCGUUGUUGCUUACAAAGACGCCAUUUACGUUUUUGGUGGUGAUAAUGGGAAGAACAUGUUGAAUGACUUGCUGAGAUUUGACGUGAAAGACUGCUCCUGGUGCAGGGCUUUUACUACAGGAACUCCACCUGCAUCAAGAUAUCACCAUUCUGCAGUGGUCUAUGGAAGCAGCAUGUUUGUGUUUGGCGGCUAUACUGGUGACAUCUAUUCUAAUUCCAAUCUGAAGAAUAAGAAUGAUCUCUUUGAAUACAAGUUUGGGACCGGUCUCUGGACAGAAUGGAAAAUUGAAGGAAGAUUGCCAGUGGCCCGGUCAGCACAUGGAGCUACAGUAUACAAUGAUAAACUAUGGAUCUUUGCUGGAUAUGAUGGCAAUGCAAGGUUGAAUGACAUGUGGACCAUCAGUUUGCAGGAUCGAGAGUCAGCAGCCUGGGAAGAGAUUGAACAAAGUGGAGAGAUCCCUCCUUCCUGCUGUAACUUCCCUGUGGCCGUCUGUAGGGACAAAAUGUUUGUCUUCUCUGGUCAGAGUGGAGCGAAGAUCACAAACAACCUAUUCCAGUUUGAGUUUGCAGAAAAAGUCUGGAUGCGCAUUCCUACUGAGCACCUACUGCGAGGGUCACCACCGCCUCCACAAAGGCGUUAUGGGCACACAAUGGUGGCCUUUGAUCGCCACCUCUAUGUAUUUGGUGGAGCGGCAGACAACACUUUGCCUAAUGAACUGCAUUGCUAUGAUGUGGACUCCCAAUCCUGGGAGGUAAUACAGCCCAGUCCAGACAGCGAGCUGCCUAGUGGGCGCCUGUUUCACGCUGCAGCCGUUAUCGCUGAUGCCAUGUAUAUCUUUGGAGGGACUGUGGAUAACAAUGUCAGGAGCGGAGAAAUGUAUCGCUUUCAGUUCUCCUGUUAUCCGAAAUGCACUUUACAUGAGGAUUAUGGAAGGUUAUUUGAGAACCAACAGUUCUGUGAUGUGGAGUUUAUCUUGGGAGAAAAAGAGGAGCGCGUCAGGGGACACAUUUCCAUUAUCACUGCGCGAUGUAAAUAUCUGCAGAAGAAAAUCACUCAAGCAAUAGAGCGGCUGCGACAGAAAGAAAAGCAGGAUCCAGAAGAAGAUGGCCUAAAUGGGCAGCAGGAGAAUACAAGUGGUCCCCAGAAAACAAGCCGGUCUCUUCCCAUGCUGGAUGUGGUGAUCCGAGAUGCAGAAGCUCGGCCAUUUGAACUCCUCAUGCAGUUCUUAUACACAGACAAGAUAAAGUACCCACGAAAAGGUCAUGUCCAGGACGUCCUCCUCAUUAUGGAUGUGUAUAAACUAGCUCUGCACUUUAAGCUGUCCCGUCUGGAGCAGCUCUGCGUUCAGUACAUUGAAGCCUCUGUUGACCUUCAGAAUGUCCUUGUAGUGUGUGAAAAUGCCAACAAGCUGCAGCUGGACCAGCUGAAGGAACACUGCCUAAACUUUGUUGUAAAGGAAUCGCACUUCAACCAGGUGAUAAUGAUGAAAGAGUUUGAGCGUUUGUCCUCCUCACUGAUCGUGGAGAUUGUACGUAGGAAGCAGCAGCCCCCCAUCCGGAUCCACUCUGAUCAGCCUGUUGAUAUAGGCACCUCUCUAGUCCAGGAUAUGAAGGCUUAUCUGGAGGGUGCAGGAAGAGAUUUUUGUGACAUCACUUUGUUGCUGGACGGACACCCAAGACCUGCACACAAAACCAUUCUGGCUGCUCGCUCCAGCUAUUUUGAGGCCAUGUUCCGAUCUUUCAUGCCUGAAGAUGGACAAGUGAAUAUUUCUAUUGGUGAGAUGGUGCCAAGCAAACAAGCCUUUGAAUCUCUACUCCGAUACAUCUAUUAUGGAGAAGUCAAUAUGCCACCUGAAGACUCUCUUUAUUUGUUCUCUGCUCCAUAUUAUUAUGGAUUCUUCAGCAACCGGCUGCAGGCAUACUGCCGGCAAAAUCUGGAGAUGAAUGUGACGGUUGAGAAUGUGCUUCAGAUCCUAGAAGCAGCAGACAAGACACAAGCCCUGGAUAUGAAGAAGCAUUGUCUCCACAUCAUUGUCCAUCAGUUCACCAAGGUUGGUGGCGUCUUUUCUGGGGCUCUGGGAUCAUGUUGUCCUCUCAUCUUCAGUUUUGGAGAAAUCGUUUCUGCUGUGCCUUUGAAUUUUUGUAUGGUGGAAGUAGGGGACUGGAGGACAUGAGGAAUGGCUGCCUUAAGCCUUAUUUCACAUGUCAGUGAUUGGAGCUUCCACAGACAUAAGGUAUAAGGGAAAUAUCUGCACCCAUUCUGUGUUUACAGCCGCAACUGAUUUUGGCUCAAAAUCACUGACGUGUGAAUAAGGCUUUCGUUUCACCUGAAUUCACCUUGAAUGUUGGCUUGCAUUAAACCAUCUUUGUAAAACUUCCAUAGGCUUGUGAGUGCCUCCCUAUUAUCAGAAUAAUGGUUAUUUUGUGUACCAGUUCACCAACACUCCUCUUCCAUCUCACCAACACUCCUCUUCCAUCUCAUCAUUGUAAAUCAGUCUAUUAGCUCGUGCUCUUUCACUUGAGGAUUUGUUACCAGUUGUGGUUCAUAUCUCUUUUCCACAUUAAAGGGGUAUUCCCAUUUUAUCAAGUGAUGGCAUAUAGCUAGGUGGUCCACACUCUAAGACCUGCACCGAUCCUGAGAAUAAAGUGGAUGCAGCAUUGGUGUAACGCCGCAUCCCUAGUUUUCUUCUGCACAAUGGCGGCCGACCUCCUCAAACUGCAGAGCGGCACUGUGCACGUGAAUGAGGUUGGCUGCCGUUAUUUGCACAGUAGAUAGCCCGGGUGCCGCACUGCAAACAAAACUUAGACAAACACACAGCACUACACCCGUUUUCAGAGGAUGCCGUUAUUUUUUAAGAUGAGAAAACCCUUACCAUUGUGGUAUAUGUGACUGCAGAAAGGAACUGAUACUUACAAAUUUACCUGGAGCACUUACCUUUUGUAUGUAUCUUUUGUCUCUCGUGGACUUCUAUGCACUUUUACCAUUUGUGUGGAGAAAUAAAACCAUUAUUUCUUGUCUGUUUGUCCUGUCUCAUUGCAUAACUACUACUUUAAAACCAAUGGUCCUUUUAGUUUAAGCUUUCAACUAGCAAAGGUCCUCCAACACAACU